AUGCCUGUAACAGUUCUACAAAAUUUUAUUGGCGGUGAAUUUGUAAACUCUAAUAACACGGAACAAUAUAUUGAUAGUUAUAAUCCCGCCACUGGAAAAGUUCACGCAAAAGUUCCAGACUCGAACGAAGUAGACGUCAAUAAGGCUGUGGAGGCCGCACAAGCUGCCUUUAAAACCUGGUCAAAGCUCCCAUCUAGUCAUCGUUCGAAUUUUCUUUAUCGUAUAGCGGAUGUUCUCGAAUCCCGUUUAAAAGAAUUUGCAGAGGCGGAAGUACGUGAUCAGGGUAAAACGAUCAAAUUUGCGACGAAUAUUGAUAUUAGUCGGUCGGUAUAUAAUUUUCGAUAUUUUGCUGGGCAUGUGUUGCAUAUGGAAGAGAAGGCUGGACAGCUUGAUGGGGUCGCUUUGAAUUAUGUGCAGAGAUGUCCUAUUGGUGUUGCUGGAUUGAUUUCGCCGUGGAAUCUGCCGCUCUAUCUUUUGACUUGGAAAAUUGCUCCUUGCAUUGCAAGUGGGAACACUUGUGUUUGCAAACCAAGCGAAUUUACCAGUCUGACAGCUUAUAUGCUAUGCUCGGUAUUGAAAGAGGCCAAACUCCCGGAUGGCGUGGUGAAUAUGGUUUUUGGUUCAGGACCAAGCACUGGCGAAGCGCUUGUAACUCAUCCAAAUGUGCCAUUGAUCUCUUUCACUGGAGGUACCGUCACCGGCAAACAUAUUAUGGAAAGUAGCGCGAAGCAGCUGAAGAAACUUUCUUUAGAACUUGGAGGGAAAAAUGCCAAUAUAAUUUUCGAUGAUUGUAAUUUUGAACAAGCAGUUGAGACGAGCAUUCGAGCUGCGUUCUCGAAUCAAGGCGAGAUAUGUCUAUGUGGUUCUCGAAUUUUCGUACAAGAAACCAUAUAUCAAAAGUUUCUUGACACGUUUAUCCCCAAAGCACGUGAUCUUGUAGUCGGCGACCCAAAUGACCCGAAAACUUUUGUAGGUGCAUUGAAUAAUAAACAGCACAUGGAGAAAGUUCUAAUGUAUAUAGAUUUAGCGCGUCAAGAAGGAGGUGUGAUCGAAUGUGGAGGUUCGCGUAAAAUAUUACAAGGGGAAUUAAGCGAAGGUUAUUUCGUUGAACCGACAGUGAUCACGGGAGUGUCACUUACUAGCCGCGUUGCUCGAGAAGAAAUAUUUGGCCCUGUUGUCACAGUGCAUCCAUUCACUGACGAACAACAAGCAAUCGAUUAUGCAAACGACAGUCUAUACGGCCUAAGUUGUUCUGUUUGGACAGAAAAUGGUCGUCGCGCGCGUCGUGUUGCCGAAUCAAUAGAUGCCGGCACUGUUUGGGUAAACUGCUGGUUGGUACGAGAUUUGAGGAUGCCAUUUGGUGGGAUGAAAGGCAGCGGAUUGGGUCGUGAAGGAGCCGAUUACAGUAUGGAUUUCUUUACCGAAUCGAAAACUAUUUGUUUGGCAAAUAUGUGA
This is a messenger RNA of Ambispora leptoticha, 1455 nucleotides long. The record is from the annotation of a GenBank genome assembly. Lineage: Eukaryota; Fungi; Glomeromycota; Glomeromycetes; Archaeosporales; Ambisporaceae.